Lagenorhynchus albirostris (white-beaked dolphin) is the source of this 1773-nucleotide messenger RNA. RefSeq names its product fibrous sheath CABYR binding protein (gene FSCB). NCBI's taxonomy places the organism in Eukaryota, Metazoa, Chordata, Mammalia, Artiodactyla, Delphinidae. Gene Ontology annotation, cellular component: sperm principal piece; sperm fibrous sheath. The record is from RefSeq and is a predicted model, not a curated record. Gene Ontology annotation, biological process: negative regulation of protein sumoylation. Gene Ontology annotation, molecular function: calcium ion binding.
AUGGAAGAAAGUGAUGAAUCUGAUCACCCUAUCUCAGCAGGGAGGCAAGAAAUUUGAAAGAGAAGAUGACCCAGCCAACCAAUGGUAGAUAAAUCCUAGCAGACUGAAGUGACAGAGAAAAAGAAACACUUGCCUAUACCACAAUCAUCUGGCCCCAAAGGUACCCUUAGUAUUGGUAAUAUUCCUGGGAGCAAAUUCAACUGUGAAUGUCAUAGAGUAUCUUCUCAACUUCAGCAAACUUGGACAAAAAGAAAGCAUGUACAUGAUAUGACUGAUAAAUCUCUGCAGACAGAAACUACUGCAGAAGAGAAAGAAGAAGAAAUCAAGUCAGUUUGUGAAACAGUGGUACCUGAAGAAAAGCCAGCUAUUGGAGAAGCAGCCCCUGAAUUUCCAGAUGUUCAGGAAGUAGAAAUUCCACCAGCAGACAGACACUCAGUUCAACUCAAAACAGACAGAUCCCAGCAGACCAGUUGUACUGGAGACUGGACAAUGAUGAACAUUCCUUAAAAAGAAAAAAAAAAAACAAAAGAAAAAGUAGACAAGGAAGAGCAGACAAACUUUAGUGAAUCAGAAAUAGUGGUUAUUGGCUGGCCAAGUAAUCCGUUUUCAAAGUCAAAGGAAGGUGCACAGACACAAUCCUCAGGGAAGAUUUUUGUUACUGAACAUCCUGAAUUUCAACCCACAACAAGUAACAACGAAGAAAUUAGGCAGCAAAGUAUUAACAGAGUUUUAUCUAUUCCACCAACCAAAAAUGAUGCUCCAGUACUUUUAGAAGAUGGGAAAGAUGUUCCAGCUGAAGUACAGUCUCCCGCUGCAGAAGAGAGCUCUGCUGAAGUGCAACUUCCACUAGCUGAGGAGAUUACUGCAGAAGAGGUUUCUGCUGAAGUUCAGCCUCCAGCAGCUGAAGAGGCUCCUGUUGAAGUACAGCCUUCCCCAACAGAAGAGGCUCUUGGAGAUGAGGCUCCUGCUAAAGUAGAGCCCACCUCAGCUGAAGAGACUCUUUUAAAAGAGCCUCCUGCUGAAGUUCAGCCUUCAGCAGCUGAAGACGCUCCUACACAAGAGGUCCCAGAACUUCAAAUUUCACCAGCUGUGGAGUUCCCUGCAGAAGAGGCCCCAGCUGAAACUGAGUCUCCUCCAGCUGAGGUGGCCCCUGCUGGGCUUCAGUCUCUACCAGCUGAGGAGGCCCCUGCAGAGAAGUCCUCUGCCAACAUUCAGUCUCCACCCACUGAGGAGACCUCUGCAGAAGAGGUCCCAGAAGAAGUUCAGUCUCUGCCAGCUGAGGACACCCCUGCAGAAGAGGUCUCCACCAAAGUUCAGUCUCCACCAGCUGAGAGGACCCUUGCAGAAGAGGCUGCAGCUGAACUUCAACCUCUACCAGCAGAGGAGGCUUCUGCAGAGGAGGCCCCUGCUGAAUUUCAGCUUCCAUCAACUGAAGAAACUACUUCGGAAAUGUUCUCUGUUGACAAACAGUCUUCACUAGCUGAAGAGUCCUUUAUUACACAGAUCUCUGUAAAAGAAACCUCUGCUGAAGUUCUGCUUCCACCAUCUGAGCAAACACCUGCAGAUGAAGCUCUGGUAGAGAAUGUGUCUAGGGUUUAUCAGUCUCCCCAGGCAGCGGACGUCCUGGUGGUAAAAUUAGGAUCAGGGGUUUUGGAAGAUAAGCCAAAAUCUGAAGAGCCUUUAGAAUGGGAUACAGUUCCUGAAGAUUCAUCUGACACCAAGAAUGAAGAGAUUUCGAUUAAAAUAAAGGGUGUCCAUAUAGAACUGGAAUAG